Messenger RNA from Thecamonas trahens ATCC 50062, 1718 nucleotides. RefSeq lists its product as uncharacterized. Gene Ontology annotation, molecular function: DNA-binding transcription factor activity. The record is from RefSeq and is a predicted model, not a curated record. The transcript has a single exon. Lineage: Eukaryota; Apusomonadida; Apusomonadidae. The coding region runs from base 629 to 1501 and encodes 290 amino acids. Gene Ontology annotation, biological process: regulation of DNA-templated transcription.
UCUUCUCUCGCUGCCAACCAUCGUGAAACUCUAAAUUGGCUGCGCUGUGCACAACGCCAGGUGUCUCUCCACAUCCCCCACGCUACUACUACCGCGCCAGCUUGCCCACGCUACUCCCUCGCGGAAUCCCUGUCAGCGACCGAGCCCCCAGUCGCCCGUGUGGUCAAAACCCCCUGCUGUUUGACCAGCCUUCGUGAAGACGACCGCCCAAAAAAAUUCCACUUUGUCCGCUUCUUCGCCCGGCCCCUACGGCUCAGCUCGUGACCAGUGCUUCGUUCCCCCCCCUUGCCCUUCCGCCGGUGGAUAUGUUUGGAUCGUGGUCACGGACCGCGCGCGACCAUUACUUCCUCCCGAUGACCAAGCCAUCGCCAUCGGCCGCCCAAGGCGGCAAAGCACAACCUGCCGGCUCUCAAAGUGGAGCAGCGUUGCGUAGCGAGCUCAUGUUCGCGAAUUGGCAAACGGCGACGGUGGCGGUGGCGAGCAAAAGCGUGCACGGGGACACACUCGACGCACCCAACAUGGACUCCUUCCCGACGGUGCCUGCGCUAGGCAUUGACGUUCUCCCCAAGGGCGUCCUCCCCUCGCCGUCGGUCCCCCGCUCGGCCUCUCACCCAACACGGCCACCAACAUGUUUGUCGACUCCAUUCUCGGCCCCGGGCCAGGCCAUCCCACAGCAGGCACCGCCUACGGCGCGUUGACCACCCCGCUGCCGUCUGCACCGACCUACAACAGCGACUCCGCCACCGCAAACUCACAAGCCGACGUCCCUGCCGAGUCGAAGAAGAACUCGGCGUCGGCAAACUCGUCGUCCCCGCGCCCGUCGCGUCAGGCCAAGGCCAAGGCCAAUUCCAAGAUCGCCGCCUCGGCCUCGGUCCCGCCGCCGCCGUCGAACAUCACCAUCCCGACCAUGCCGCUGGUGCCAUCGUCGGUCACAGAAGCCAUUCCCGUCGUCGUCUCGUCGGGUACCAACCUGACCGACGAGGACGUUGUCGGCGUCAACGCCAUCACCGUCAAGGAGGUCAAGAAGACGCUGACCCGUCGCGAGCGGAACCGCGUCUCGGCGAAGAACUCGCGCAAGAAGAAGAAGGCCCAGCAGGCCGCGCUCAGCGAGCAGAUCGACGAGCUCAAGUUGAAGCUACAGACGCUGCAGGACAAGUACGACACCGUCGUCGCCUCAGAGGCCGCCCUCAAAGAAGAAAAUGCUUACCUCAACUCGGUCCUGCACUCGCAGUCGGAACUCGCCGACCUGCUCGUCGACAUCAAGCCGCGCCUCAUGGCCGCCUCUCGCAAGCGCAAGCGCGACGCCGCCGUCUUGGGCCUUCCCGAAGCCGCCGCGCCCUCCGGGCCGCCUGCCGUCUGCCUCACCGUCUCUACUGGCGGCGACGUCGCGCUCGAGGCCUGCCACACCUGCGCCGCUGCCGCCUCUUCCGAUCCCAAGCUGGCCGUCGACUCGCAGCAGCCGCCGACCAAGAAGCAGUGCAAGAAUGACAAGGCCGGAUAAGCUACCGCCGCCGCAACAUUCACUGGGUGUGCUAGGCAAGUGCGGCCUGAUGAUGGCGUGAGCCUCCACUCGGCCCCCCCGCCCCCGCCCACCACCCCUCCCUGUUCGCUCUUGUGUUCUCUCUGCCGCCGCAUCGCCUUGGAUUUCGAACCCAAGCUUGGUACACAUAGACACACAACCACACAAAGAUAGACAUUAACAUGAGAACAAGAGUGCC